This is a messenger RNA of Octopus sinensis (East Asian common octopus), 948 nucleotides long. RefSeq names its product glycoprotein 3-alpha-L-fucosyltransferase A-like. The record is from RefSeq and is a predicted model, not a curated record. Gene Ontology annotation, molecular function: alpha-(1->3)-fucosyltransferase activity. NCBI's taxonomy places the organism in Eukaryota, Metazoa, Mollusca, Cephalopoda, Octopoda, Octopodidae. Bases 1 to 948 code for a protein of 315 amino acids. The transcript has a single exon. Gene Ontology annotation, cellular component: membrane.
AUGGACACCUACCGCAAGAUGUUUUCAGUCUUUGUCAUAUUCAUAGUAGUAUGCCUUUGUUUUUAUAUUUCUCAAUUUGAAUAUAAUCUCAAGAACGUACAAAACAUUUGGAAUUUGACUUCAAGAACUAAGCAGUAUGUUUCCUACAGAAGGAAUUCCUCUCGAUUGUUUCCAGGUAAUCAACCUGAAAACGAUCGUAUCGAAGCUCAAAUGAAAUAUGUCCCACCAGGAGAGGAAAGAUGGGAAAAUUAUACACGGAAUACGCACCAAAAUCAAUCAGAUUCUGAUCGAAAUGUAAAGUUAAAGCCAAGUAGACCAAAGUUUAAAACGUUGUUAAUAUACAGUUUAAGAUAUCUGCAACCAUUGAAGGAAAAUCAAACGAGUUUCCUGGAAUAUAAAUGUCCAGUUAAUGAAUGUUUAGUCACAAACAACAAAGCAAUGCAAAAUAGUGUAGAUGCUAUUUUCUUUUAUGAGAGAGUGGGACUAUCACAGAAACCAACCCACACGAACCAAAUAUGGAUUUUUAUGACACAAGAGUGUCCUGUUUUCAACCCAUCAGUGAAACAUCUGGGAAACAAAAUCAACUGGACGAUUACCUAUCGGCAGGACAGUACGAUUGUAUAUCCUUACGGAAAAUUUCGAUAUUUUAACAAGUCAGUAAGACAAAAAGUACAAGUUCAAAAUUAUGCAACGGGAAAAACAAAGAAGGUUGCUUGGUUCGUAUCGAACUGUGGUCCAAGCAACAAUCGCAUGGGCUAUGCUAAGGAGCUCGGAAAAUAUAUCCAAGUGGAUAUUUACGGUGGAUGUGGUACAAAAAUUUGCACGAGAAGGAAUGAAAAUAAAUGCUUUGAGAUAUUAAAAAAGGAAUACAAAUUUUAUUUGGCAUUCGAAAAUUCCAAUUGUAGAGAUUAUAUUACUGAAAAAUUUUUCAUUAAUGGUUUGAAGUAA